UUAACUCGUUUACCGAAACUCUUCAAUAAUAAAUUAAAAUUGAAGUAAAUAAUAUUUACAAUUGGACAUUGUUUAUUUUUUAUCUUAAUAGUAUUUAAUUAAUUGUUAGUUUUUUUCUAACACUCAAUUUAAUUUUAUUUUGUUAUUAAGAUUCUUCUGUAUUAUUUAUAAUAGUAUUGAAAAAUUUAUUUAUAGUAGUGUAUAUCUAAUUUUUAGUGAAAAAUUAUAAUUAAUAUGGAUUUAGUAAUUGAUAUAAACAAUAAAAGCGCUGGACGUGAUAGAGUUGCAAGAUUUUUACAAUAUGGUUCUAAAACUGCAUGGCAUUAUAUGGAAAAAAAUGAUGUUGAUAUUACUUCCAUCAAUAAGUUCAAACAAUUGGAACAAUCAUUGGCUGCUUUUCGAAAACUUUUACGUUUUGGUCGGUUUAUUGAUACUUUAUAUGCUGCAUUAAAAACAGUUAACCAUUCUGAUAAAUCAAUACGAUUUUGUGUAACUUUUUCUAAAGUAGCACAUUCCCUGUACUUAUUAUGUGAUCAUUACUUAUGGUUAGGUAAACAAAAUUUUAUUCAAGUGAAUACUAUUAAAUGGACUCAAACAUCUAAUAAAUAUUGGCUUUUAUCGAUUGUAUUAAAUCUAGUUAGAGAUGUUAUAGAAUUAAAUAAGUUGUUAAAUUCAAUGCUAAAGAAGAAAAUUUUAAAUACUUUAAAUAGAAAAGUAACUCCUAAAGAUGUUUUUUCUAGUGGAGCUGUUCAAUUUGUUAGUGAUCACAAAGACUUAUUGAUAGAUACUGUAAAAAAUGGCUGUGAUAUUUUGUUACCCUUAACUAAUUUAGGUCUUAUAAGACUUAGUCCUGGGACCAUUGGUGUUGCAGGUAUGUUAUCUUCAGUUUUAAGUUUAUACACAAUAUGUGAUCAAAGAGCUAAACUACCAUAUUCAUAGAAAUAUUUUAAAUUGAGGAAUGCUCCUUAUGUGUUCUUUGAAACCAGUAUUAAGACUGCUAUUGUUCAAUCUUUUUUUUAUAUAUACAAAAUAAGUUUAAUUUAUAAGUAUAUGUGUAUAUUUUUUGUUAUAAAUGUUAUAUGUAUGAACAUGAAAAAUGUUUACUGGUUAAUGCAAAUUUAUAUUUUUAUUAAUAAAGUCAACUUUUAAAUUCAUGUGAACUUUUGGGAUAUUAACAGAUUGGUCUUAAUUUUAAACAAUGACUAUUUUGUAUUAGUGAAUAUUUAUUUGUGCAUUGGUGAUUUUUUUUUAAUUUAUUGAUUUUGUUGUUAAGUUUUAUAAAUAAGAAUAGAAGUAUUUUUUUAUGUAAGCGUAAGUUAAAAGGAAAGUGUAAUACUGAUUAUUAAUAAUAUACUAUUAUUAUGAUAUAAUGAUUUUAUAUUAUGAUUUAAUUUAAUUUAAUUUAUAUUAUGAUUUAAUAAUAUUUGGUUUUUAAAAAAUUAUAUAAAAAUGGGUUGAUAAAAAUA
Molecule: messenger RNA, 1466 nt
Organism: Daktulosphaira vitifoliae (grape phylloxera)
Lineage: Eukaryota; Metazoa; Arthropoda; Insecta; Hemiptera; Phylloxeridae
Gene: Pex11ab
Product: peroxisomal membrane protein 11B
Exons: 3
Coding region: 235-939 (234 amino acids)
Biological process (GO): peroxisome fission; regulation of peroxisome size
Cellular component (GO): peroxisomal membrane
Source: RefSeq, a predicted model, not a curated record